AUGAGGACACCGACGAUGCUGCUCCUUUUUAUCGGAGCUCUCAUCUUCUCCGGCGCCGGCUAUGUCAGAUCCGACGCCUCCGACCACCGUUACAAGGAAGGCGAGAUCGUUCCUCUCUACGCCAACAAGGUCGGCCCAUUCCACAACCCAAGUGAGACGUAUCGGUAUUUUGAUCUUCCCUUCUGCAUCCCAGAGGGUGUGAAAGAGAAGAAGGAAGCUCUAGGAGAGGUUCUCAAUGGUGAUCGGCUUGUGAGUGCUCCAUACAAGCUCAACUUCAAAGAUGAGAAAGAGUCUGAAGUAUACUGCAAAAAGAAGCUAAGUAAAGAAGAGGUCAAACAGUUUCGAAAAGCUGUGGAGAAAGACUACUACUUCCAGAUGUACUAUGACGAUCUACCAAUCUGGGGAUUCAUUGGAAAGGUUGACAAGGAGAUCAAAUCUGAUCCGAGUGAGUACAAAUACUUCUUGUACAAGCACAUCCAGUUUGAGAUUCUGUACAACAAGGACCGUGUGAUUGAAAUCAGUGCCAGAAUGGAUCCUCAUUCGCUUGUGGAUCUCACUGAGGACAAGGAAGUGGAUGCAGAGUUUAUGUACACUGUGAAGUGGAAGGAAACUGAGACUCCUUUUGAGAAAAGAAUGGAGAAAUACUCUAUGUCUUCUUCUCUUCCACAUCACUUGGAAAUUCACUGGUUCUCCAUUAUUAACUCCUGCGUCACUGUCCUUCUUCUGACUGGAUUCCUUGCAACUAUCUUGAUGCGAGUCCUCAAGAAUGAUUUCAUGAAGUAUGCUCAAGACGAGGAAGCUGCUGAUGAUCAAGAGGAAACCGGAUGGAAAUACAUUCAUGGCGAUGUGUUUCGGUUCCCAACGCACAACUCUUUAUUCGCUGCUUGUCUUGGUAGUGGUACACAGUUGUUUACGCUCACCAUAUUCAUUUUCAUGCUUGCUCUUGUUGGAGUGUUCUAUCCAUACAACCGAGGAGCACUCUUCACCGCUUUGGUGGUGAUUUACGCUCUAACUUCUGGAAUCGCCGGAUACACAUCUGCCUCUUUCUACUGCCAACUUGAAGGCAAAAGCUGGGUGAGAAACUUGUUACUCACAGGAUGCCUCUUCUGUGGCCCUUUAUUCCUAACCUUUUGCUUCCUCAACACCGUAGCCAUCACCUACACCGCAACCGCCGCAUUACCCUUUGGAACCAUUGUGGUAAUCGUCCUUAUAUGGACUCUAGUCACAUCGCCUCUACUCGUCCUAGGUGGCAUCGCCGGUAAAAACAGCAAAGCCGAGUUCCAAGCACCGUGCCGCACAACCAAAUACCCCCGCGAGAUUCCUCCACUCCCUUGGUACAGAAGCGCUGUGCCUCAGAUGGCCAUGGCUGGUUUCCUUCCUUUCAGUGCCAUCUACAUCGAGCUCUACUACAUUUUCGCUAGUGUCUGGGGUCACAGGAUCUACACCAUCUACAGCAUCCUCUUCAUCGUCUUCAUCAUUCUCAUCAUCGUCACUGCUUUCAUAACCGUCGCAUUGACUUACUUCCAGCUCGCUGCUGAAGAUCACCAAUGGUGGUGGAGAUCAUUCCUUUGCGGUGGAUCGACUGGUUUGUUUAUCUACGCCUACUGCUUAUACUAUUACUACGCGCGAUCAGACAUGUCCGGUUUCAUGCAAACCUCGUUCUUCUUCGGAUACAUGGCUUGCAUUUGCUACGGAUUCUUCUUGAUGCUGGGGACAGUCGGCUUCCGUGCAGCUCUCCUCUUCGUUCGUCACAUUUACCGGUCGAUCAAAUGCGAGUAA
Microthlaspi erraticum is the source of this 1779-nucleotide messenger RNA. NCBI's taxonomy places the organism in Eukaryota, Viridiplantae, Streptophyta, Magnoliopsida, Brassicales, Brassicaceae. The record is from the annotation of a GenBank genome assembly.